UACCAUAGAACAAUGUUAAUAGACUUCUAUCUAAACAAAACUUAAAAUGAGUAGUUCUGGUGUAUGUGUUUCCUGUACAUCAAUCACUUUUAAUAAAAAACUUAAUGCGUUUGAGAACACUCUGCACAAAAGCGCUGUAGAUUUUAAAGAAAUCAUCAAGGAUUUUGAAGAGUUGAGUAUGGAAAAUGAAGAUUAUAAAAGACAAUUAAUCCAACAAAAGGAGAAAUGUGAAAGAAAAUCCUGUAGUAGUGCAGAGGCAUUGAAGAAAACAAUAGAAUAUAAGGAUCACAUCAUUCAACUAGUUGUUUCAGAGCUCACAAAAUGGUAUGAAACAAAAAAUUCAAAUAUUAUUGAUGAUGCACUAAAAAUAAUACUUGGUGAUGCACCAAUCCCAUUAAAAUUGCAACAAUCUGGUGAAUCAAAAGAAAAUGUUAAGGAUAUUAAGAUAGAGGAAUGCAGUAUUAAAAAAGAGUUAUCUGACUCAUUUCAAAAUGUUUCAUUUAAAGAGGAAUCACUUAUAGAAAUUGAGGGCACGCCUGGUAGAACCAGCCCUAUAAUACAAUCAAUUAAGAUUCGCAAUGGAUUGAAUAACCAUUCAUCAGAUUAUAGAGACAAGAAAAAAUGUCCAAAAGAUUGGCCUACACCUGAAAAGAAAGCUGUCAAAUUGAUCUACCCAACACCUACCAAAGGCAGAGGUAAAGGAAAACUAAGGCAGUCGCGGUUGAGUGUCGUUACUCAUAAGACAAACACCUUUGUAGAUCUUACCAGUUCGCCAGAGCUUAUGUCUAGGGACUCACUUAAUGAUAGCAAGCCUUUAGUUGAAGCCUUAGUAAAAAAAGAGUCAACGGAUAACGAUGAGACAAUCCUACCGUCUCCGACAAGUGGACCGCCGAAGUACCCUUCGUUAUUAAAAAACACAUUAAAAAGUAGCCCCUUCAAGAAACCCCCAUUAUCUUUAAAAGCAAAAUCUGAAUGUAAAUUCGCACAAAACGAUGACUAUGAGAAAAUAAACAGCCCCAUUACUAAAAAUGAACAGUCCGAAAACUAUGAAGAGUCUAUUAAUUUGUUAAAUCCGUUGAGGAUCCCAAAAGACACUAAAGAAAAUUGCCCAAAGAAAGAGCUUUCAAUGGACUACGACGAAACCCAUUGCGAGAUUGCAUCGAGCCUGUCGAUAUUGCAACGCGUCGAUAUGUUGAGUCCGAGCAAACGCCCCUUAGAGGAAAACAAGAAUAUUGUGAACGUAUCCCCGCAACCUGUCACUGAUUCAAGCAUGUCACUUCUUGUUCCUGAGAAGACCCGCGACGCCGCCGAAGACAAUGUUAAAAGCAAAAUACUCGAUCGCGUGGAACCCGUAUACAAAGAGCCCGUAUUAAGAAAAAAGGCAGAAAAGCGUGCUCUGCCGGGGUGGAGCUGUGACGAGUGCAAAAAUUUCUACGCAGAGCUUUACAAAGACAACCCGGAGAUGCUAGCGAAGAAAAUGGAAGAGUGUUCUAAGCACCGAGGGAAGAACAAUCCUGUCAGACCUAAUACUCCGGAAGGUUUCUGGAACCCGCGAUGGGACGUGCCUGAUGAUACUGAGGAAUUUAACCGGAGAAAUAAUGCCGUUUGAUCGCCAAUAAUCUACAAUUUACUCACUAUUGCUAUCAAGCGUUGUCAUGAGUCUUUGGGAGCAUUCAAGUAUUACGUAAUGCAAAUUUUGAAGAUUUUUGAACCCCUGUCAAUAAAAUAACCUGUUUACUUUAAACUUUGGCAAACUAUAAACGAAAAGCGUUGCCAAUUUCGGAGAUUUUAAUACCCUAGGUUUUUAAUUUAAAUAAAAAAUAAAAUGUGUGUGUCAGCUCCGACGCACGACCGGAGUUUACACUCUAAAAACGAUUGUCUUUGAACAGACACAAAACAAAAUCAAGUCCGAAGAAGUCGGUUACAAGUAGAGAUACCUCAGGAAUCGUCCCAUGGUUUCGACUAUCAUAGGUUCCAUGUCACACAUUUUAUCAUCUUACAUCAGUGAUAUUCAUCAUAUAUUUUAUUAUGUAUUUCUGGAAACACACAAUUUCAAAAAUAUCACACACUAGUCAUCAUUUUGUAAAUAUGUAUUAUAAUUCCAUCUGUACUGAAAAUCACUAUUCCAGAGUGCUGGACACUUACCGGCAUUUCUCUAUAUUCUGUUAUUUAUUUGUUUUCAUUAAUUUUGCUCCGAUUUUUAUCUAUUUUUAGUUUAUUUAUUUUAUUGACAUUUGUGACAACUUAAUGUUUUUUAUCCGUUGCCAUGGCUAAAAGUGAAAGGUGCGCAGAUGAGGUUGCGCACAAAAACGUAACGAGGUCAUUAAUGUCAUUCAUCGAUAGAUUUUACUCCCCACAUUUUUCUCAUACCGGGCCCCUUAUAUAUGCAAAUCGAUUCUUAAGGAGUAAACUCCAAAAACAAUGUUACGUAACGCUUUGAUCGAACCCCCCUCCUGUACCUGUAACGCAGCGUAACUUUUUACAAGAGUAAAAAGUUACGCCCCUCCCCCCAAAUUGCGUUACGUAAUACUUGAACGUCUCCUUUAUGCCAAAUACAGGAAUUAAUACAAAUAUAGUACUUUACUGCUUGGAGCUGUAAUGUGACCGAUAGGGUAGGGUUUAUUGUUUUAUUGGUAUUUUUUGACACCUCAUUAGCGGCGGCUGCUUUCCAAACCUACGCUUCGAGUACAACUUUUCACUCUGACGUUUUGACAUUAAAUGUAUGAAACUUUUGUCAAAUUUGACAUAUGUUGCACCUGGAUCCAAGGGCGGAUCCAGAGGGGGGGUCAUGACCCACCCCCCCUGGGCUGGGUCCAACUGUACCAACUUCACAAUCUGUACCCACUGUGACUUGACCACGACUAUAUGACCCCCCCCCCCCUGGCGCCAAAGCUGGAUCCACCUUUGCCUGGAUCGUAGGUUUGGAAAGUAGCCCUUUGUAUUUUGUGUACAACAGCCACGUGAGCAGUAGACUGCGUGUGUAGAGAAACAUGUUUCAGAAACAAAGUUUUCUAUUUA
Chilo suppressalis (striped riceborer) is the source of this 3018-nucleotide messenger RNA. Lineage: Eukaryota; Metazoa; Arthropoda; Insecta; Lepidoptera; Crambidae. The record is from the annotation of a GenBank genome assembly.